AUGCUUGGGGACAAGUCAGUUCACGUUGAAGUCCAUGUGAGUAAGGGCCAGAUUGUUAAGAAAUCGUACACUCUAUACCUCAUAAAUUUGAAGAUCACCAAAGAUGGCGGGUUAGAGAGUUCAUUCCAUUCUUUGAGAAGAUUCUCUGAAUUUGUUCAGCUGAAGAAAGACUUGGAACAAGAAGUGGGAUGUGAGCUACCAUAUGAGCUACCUCCGCGCCGCUUCAUCGGCUGGCUAAGGCCUGCAAGUUCAUGUGAUCCGGAUGUCAUCGAGGAGCGUGUUCGUGAACUAACUACUUUCUUACAAGACUUGCUUAAUGACUCUUUCGACACGAGAUGGAGAAAAGCGCGGUCCUUAUGCCAGUUCUUACGCAUCCCAGAUGAUUGGGAUAAUUCAGGAGCUGAUGGUAAGCACGGCAACCGUUCGCGUGACUUUCAUUCGUCCAAAGACCCGCAGGAAGAGGACCUUGCGGACGCACAAAAAUGGCUAGAGGAACUCCGCAACUGCAAGAUUCUUUAUGAAGAAGCAAUACAAAAUACAUCUUCGUUUGCCAAAGCGAGUGUUCAGCUAAGACUGCGAAUUCACAAUUUGGAAAAAGGGUUGAAGAAAAUUGAAGCUGGACAGCUUGUUGGUGCAGCUGAAGUCAACCGUCGCCAGACUCUACUAAAUGGCCUAAAAACAGACCUGAACCGGAGCUCUCUCACCUGGGCGCCUCAGAGUACAGAGACUUUCGACUCUGGACUUCUUCCUACAACAAAUUCACAAGCCCUCAAGCCUAUUGCUGGCAGGAAAUUAGGGGAAACAAACCAAACCACUCGCCUGAAUAAUCAGGAGCUCCUCCAACUUCACAAAGACACCACACAGGAGCAAGAUAAGGAGCUAGAGCAACUGAGGAGAAUUAUACUUAGUCAAAAAGAUUUGUCGCUUACAAUGAAUCAAGAACUCGCUCAGCAAAACGAAUUACUGGACUAUAUGGGAAAUGAAGUUGACUCCACUGCCAGCAAGUUACGCUUAGCAAACCGGAAGGCCAAAAAGUUUAAUGGGAACUGA
Molecule: messenger RNA, 1050 nt
Organism: Lachancea thermotolerans CBS 6340
Lineage: Eukaryota; Fungi; Ascomycota; Saccharomycetes; Saccharomycetales; Saccharomycetaceae
Gene: VAM7
Product: Vam7p
Exons: 1
Coding region: 1-1050 (349 amino acids)
Molecular function (GO): phosphatidylinositol binding
Source: RefSeq, a predicted model, not a curated record